Ruditapes philippinarum (Manila clam) is the source of this 8032-nucleotide messenger RNA. RefSeq names its product zinc finger MYM-type protein 4-like. The record is from RefSeq and is a predicted model, not a curated record. Gene Ontology annotation, molecular function: zinc ion binding. The coding region runs from base 129 to 6323 and encodes 2064 amino acids. Lineage: Eukaryota; Metazoa; Mollusca; Bivalvia; Venerida; Veneridae. The transcript has 24 exons.
AAAAAAUAUCAGGGGCGAACCUGUAUUUAAAGGGAAAUAAAUCAUGCUGUCCGCUUGCUCAUCAGCGGGAACGAAGUGAAAACGAGGCUCCGGAGAUUUUCAUAACGGAGGCCAACGGUGAUAAGGCAAUGGAUCAAGAUAUGGAAGCUGAUGAAUUCUUCCCAGAUAAGUUGAUGCCAGAAGCUGAAUCUGUGGAAACUUCCGUUGAUAUAAGUAAAGAUUCUGAGAUUGUAGAGAAAUGUGGUGCCCAGGCGAUUGCUGGUGAAAGUGUUGUCAAUGGUAAUGAUGGAGGCAGGGUAAUUGAGGAUAUGGAAACUGAUGAACCAACCUCAGUACCAGAGAUGAAUAUGGAGACAGAAGGAUGCAGUUCAGAGUUGCCAAAUGAUUUAGAGGAGCUUGUCACUGAAACAACAGAGGAAGAAAAUAAAAACAUAAAUGAAGAAGCAGCAGCACCCAAUGAGGUAGAAACAUUUGGACAUGAUUCAGGUGAACCAAAACCAUCUUAUGAAAAUGUAAACCAAGAGGUUAAUGAACAAGACUCUAAUGAUAAAACAGAAAAUAACCAAAAUGACAUUGAUAAUAAUCUAGAUCUAGAAUCUAAUAAGCCAUGUGAUGAUGUUGCAAGUGCUAGUGUAGAUGAAUAUAAUUCUAAUGCUGAUGAUAUAAAACAAGGUGAGGAAAAUAGUAAUUAUGCAGAGGACACUUUCAAUGUUAAUGAUGAAUUGAGCAAUGCAAAUGAAAGUGAAGAAUUGAAUAAAGAUAAUGAUGAUGUAUUGGAUUUAGAAGAACCAUUAACGCAGAGUGAAGAUACUGAAGUUGUAAGUGGUGCAAUAGUUAAUGAUAAAGAAACAGAGAAUAUUGAUGAAACAGUAGGGUUAGUUGAAGACAGAAACACUGAAGCAAAAAGCAUUGGAGAUACUUCUCCACAUAUAUCGUUUCCACAAAAUAUAGAAGAUAUUUCAGAAGAUAGUUUAAAAAGUAGUAACCCUGACAAAACUGAUCAGUUUGGAAGUAUAGAAGGUACAUCUGGUCAAGGCAAUGAAACAGAGUUUAAUUUGAAUGUAGAAACUGGAAAAAAAGAUCUUGUUGAUGAUGAUGAUGAUGAAGAAAUAGUGCUUAUAGAUACUGGUGAAGAUAGCACGGAUAACCUGGGAGAUGAACCAAGAUUAAAGGAGAAAGAUCUAACAGAGACUGCUGUAAAUAACCAAGGAGAAAGUAAUUCUGAGCUUAAUCAGGAAAAAGAAACUUCUCCAAAUACUGAAAUUGAGACAGAUAAUAAGGACUCUGGAGAUACAGAGGGACUUGAUUUAGAACAAAAUGAAGAUAAUGUUAAUAUCAAUGAAGAAAUUGAUGAAGAAGAACUGUUGGGUGAACCAGAGCAUUCAGUGGAAGAAAUAGCUGAUAAAGAUAAAUCAACUGAUAUUGUAGAAAGUAAUGAUGCAAGUAAUGAAGGUAGUAGACAGGAAAUUUCAGAAGAAAGUGAAAGAGCAGGUGAAGUUGAUACUGAAACAGUGGAAAUUUCAGAAGAAAGUGAAAAAGCAGGUGAAGUUGAUACUGAAACAGUAGUUGAUACUGAAACAGUGGAAAUUUCAGAAGAAAGUGAAAGAGCAGGUGAAGUUGAUACUGAAACAGUGGAAAUUUCAGAAGAAAGUGAAAAAGCAGGUGAAGUUGAUACUGAAACAGUGGAAAUUUCAGAAGAAAGUGAAAAAGCAGAUGAAGUUGAUACUAAAACAGUGGAAACUGAUGAAGCAGCUGAAUCCAAGGAAGGUAUGGAAAUUAUUGAAGAUGUUAGUAAUACAGACGGGGAUCUAGGAAACAAAGAUGAAGAAAUCAGUAAUACAAAUGAAAACUUUGGUGAUACAAGUGCUGAAAUAAGCAACAUUGUUGAUGAAUCUAGAAAUAUAGAUGAAGAAAUAAAGAAUGCAGGAGAAUUAGAUAAGGUAGAAGAAGAGAACGAAAAGAUUUUAGAGGAUACCUAUGUUGAGAUGCAAGAAGAAGAUAUGGAUGUUGAAACAGAAAGGACUGAGUCUAAAGCAGAGGAGUCUGAGAACAUGGAUAUUGUUGAAAUACCUGAAGAUACAAAUGCUGAUAAGGUUGAGGGAAAUGAAAACAUUGAAGAUAAGAAUAUAGAACAGGAACAGAUUAAGGAGUCAAAAGAAGUUAAAGAAGAAAUGAUAACAGAUACAGAAUGCAAAGAUCAGGUUACUCCUGAGACAGAAACAACUGAUACAGCGGCUGUAUUUAACUCUGUAACACUUAAAUCAGAACAGAGUUCCGCUCCAUCAGAGAUAUGUAACAAGACAUCAGAAACUACGACCAGUCAACCGGACAGUUUACCCUCCACUGAAACCAGUAUGCAACCAGAUACAGUCAACAAAUCAGAGGUUCAGUUUACCGAUGAAACCUCUAACCAAUCAGAGGACAAAAGUCAUAUUAAUGUCACACCCUCUGGUGACAACUCCAACCAAUCAGAAACUGUCAGUCAACAUGAGGCCACACCUUCUGAUGAUAAUUCUAACCAAACAGAUGGAUCUUCCAGUAGAAAAUCACCAGCAUUUGACAUGUCUACUAUUAAGAUCAAGAAUGAAAGAACGGAUAGCACAGAAUCAGAUAAAGCAAAUGGAGGUGAAAAUUCACAAUCAGGGGAGAGUAAUCUGAAGAUAGUUGAUGUAAUGUCAUCUGUUGGUGAAGAUGACAAGGGAGAUAAGUCUGAACAGACUUCUGAUACUGUUACAGCCAAGGGAGAUAAUGCUGCUGAAAAAGAUAAAACUAUACAAGACAAUGCUGUUGAUGAAAAGGUUAAAGUGAAACAAGAAUCUGCACUAACAGCUACGCAGAAAGAUAAUGAAAAGAAAGUGGUUGUUGAUCAGAAAAAGAAAGUCAAGCAAGAGUCUAUUAAAGCAAAGGAAGAAGAAGAUGAUGAUGUGAUUGCUAUUAAAGAGGAAAAGAAACCAGUCCUGAAACCAAAACCAUCUAAAAUACAGACCUGUAUUGUAUGUGCAAAGGUUGGGAAAUGCAAAUAUAACAUAGUUAGAAAUGGAGAUGUGAAACAUCUGUGUGAUGAUACCUGCUUCAAACAAUUCCGUAGCAGUCCAACAACUUACCUGAAACAGGCCGAGUCAGCUGCCCAGGCCCAGACUAAAACUGAAAACCAGACCAACAGUAAACCAGCCCCUACACCCGCCAAAAAUAGUGUACCAGUCAAGUCAGUACAAAACCAACAAACAGCAUUCCAGCCGCAGUCACAAGUUUACAAAACGUGCACAGUGUGCCAACUGAUGAAUGUCCGCACUUCAAAACCGUUCCUAAACUGGCAAGGUCUCGACUUUUGUGGUGAAGAAUGUCUCGGGAAGUAUCAAGGUGGACUAAGUAGCAAUUGUAGCUAUUGCUCUGGGCCAAUCUUCCCAAAUAACAAAGCUAAGUUUUGUUGUCGUGUUGGUAACGAAGUGAAACACUUCUGUAGCGUCAACUGUAACAAUGAUUAUGUAAAACGAAUGAAACUUUGUGCAUUCUGUAAUAAAGACUUGGCUCAGAGCACAGAUUCUUUUAUGGCACCUGUUGGUGAAACAUUUAAAGAUUUUUGUAGCCAAAGCUGUCUACAGAAGUUUGAAGAAAAGAACAGUAAAGAUGUUGAAAUAGUGGGUGUGCAAAAAGGACAAAAGGCAACUAAAGCACCUAAGGGCAAUUUUGUAUGUGCGGUGUGCGGGAAAGUUGGACCAGUGAAGCAUGAGUUUAAAUUAGACUCGAAAAUGAACCGAUUAUGUAGUGAUCCGUGCUUCUCAGCAUUCCAGUAUGCAAAUAAACUGACACUAAACACGUGCGAUAAUUGUGGUACAAAUUUAAAUGCGGAAAACCAAGCUCCACAAUAUGUACAGUUUGAAGGACAGCAGCGAAGGUUCUGUAGUUUUAUGUGUGUUAAUACAUUUAGAAAUGCAAAUAAGAAAACAGUGCCCUGUGCAUGGUGUGCAAACAAGAAAAGUAACUUUGAUAUGAUAGAACGAGUGGAUGCUCAUAACAAAUAUCAGUUGUUCUGUUCCUUGAAUUGUCUAUCACUGUAUAGGGUCAACCUACAGGCUACUUCCAAUCAGGCAGUAACUUGUGACCAGUGUCGGAAGUUUGUACCUGCCCAGUACCACUUGACAAUGAGUGAUGCAUCGGUGAGAAAUUUUUGCUCGUAUGGUUGUGUGAUGCAGUUCCAGGCACAGUUUCAAGCACCUGCUAAACAGGUACCACAGCAGAAUUCACUAAAUACUGGAGUUGUUGGUAAAAGUACAAUCCCUGCUCAGCCACAGCAAUCAACAACAACAACAACACGCUCUGGCAGGGUUGUUACAAAAGCUCCUAAAGUAGCGGCUGCAGUCCAGCAACAAGUUGCUGUCAAAAAUAGAAUGGCAAAGAAGGACGACUCAUUCCCAAUUAUCUCUAAUGUUGUUUCACUAGCUCCUCAAGGUACACAACAACCGACUAACAUUAAGACAACAACCCAUGCCCUUGUAACUAACCAACAAACUGGAAUCAAGACGGCUACAACAACAACAGGGAACCAGACUGUACAACAACAAAUCAUUAUUCAGCCCCCACCACCGACAUCUAUGAAGAAUAAAUCUUUAUUAUGUAAACCAUUCACACAGACAAAAGCUACUUCUUGCCGACCACAUACACAAAUUAAAGAGGUUCAAACAGAGGGGAAAGCAGAGCCGGAGAAAUACCUGAUACCCAUACCUGUACCUAUAUACUGUCCGACACCUCUAGCCAUGUACACUCUACCUACCCCAAUAUUUAUACCAGUACCUGUGCCAAUACCAGUUCCUGUGUUCAUUCCUACAACCAAAAAAAGUGCAAACAGCAUACUAAAACAAAUCAAGGAAAUACGGGAGAAGAUUCCAGCUGAUCCACUGGAGGCGGAGUUAUUGAUGAUGGCAGAGGCGGUAGCAGGGAAAGAGGAGGAGUCAAGUAGUAGCAGUGAGGAGGAAGAUAAUACUGCUCCCCCAGAGAAAGAAACAAGUACACCAGCGCCACCUACAGGCAGUAGUGGAGGAGGUGGAGGGGGUGAACUAGGGGAGGACAUGUUACAGAUGGCGUUACGUAUGGCAUCAGAAAUGACAGACGAGCCCGUCAUGGAUCUAGAAAACUCCUUGGAGCCAGUAGCUGUCAACACAGAGCCACCCCCACAGCCGAAGCCAGUUAUUCCUACCACUCCGCAACCAGUAGAGGAAGAUGAUGAAUAUGUUCCGACAUCAGCUCGUUCACGACGUUCAAGGGGAGGUAACAAACGUCAGUCACGUAGUACGCCAAGAAGAAACCCAAAACGCCAGAAAGUUGAACUACAACCGCAGUAUCACGAGGCCACCCCGUCACCUCCAGCCCCCGCGGCUCCUCCCCCUGAUGCUAACUUCCAUCUGAAAUACACGUACGGUGUUAAUGCAUUCAAACACUGGGUACUACAGAAAAAUACUCAGAUUGAACAAGCUUCUAAACCAGGGCAUGGGAAACACUUGAAAACAUUUAAGACAGAUAUUCUUCAGUGUACAGCAGAUGAGUUGAAUUAUUCAUUGUGUCUAUUUGUGAAAGAAGUACGGAAACCUAAUGGAGAGGAAUAUGCAGUAGACAGUAUAUAUUACCUGUGCUUAGGUAUACAGCAAUACUUGUUUGAGAAUGGGAGAAUAGACAAUAUCUUCACUGACUUUUAUUAUGAAAGAUUUACUGAAGGAUUGAAUGAGAUUCUCACCAGAUACGAACCCAAACUGAAUCAUGCAGGUCAGUUAGUGUGCCGUAUAGAAGAGGAACAUCUAUGGGAGUCGAAACAGCUGGGAGCUCACUCUCCUCAUGUCCUCCUCAACUCUCUGGUUUACUUUAACACCAAAUAUUUCAUGUUAAAAACAUCAGAAGAUCAUCUCAAACUCUCUUUUACUCACAUCAUGAAACAUUGGAAGAAAACAGCAAGUGGGCGGGGCUCCGGUACCGGUCCUAAUGCUGGUAGGAGUGUCUAUCUAAGAUACUACUGUCCUACACCACAGGGGAAAGAUAAUCAGAAGAAGAAGAAAGAGGAGAUGCCAGUGUAUGAACAGACAGAAAAUCUGGAUAAUCCAUUGAGAUGUCCAGUUAAAUUGUACGAGUUCUACCUAUCAAAAUGUCCUGAAAGUAUCAAGAACCGUAAUGACACUUUCUACCUGAAGCCAGAAAGGUCCAGUGUUCCAGAUAGUCCAGUCUGGUACUCCAACCAAUCUAUAAAUAUUGAACAUUUAACAAAACUGUUAAACAGAAUUCGAUUGGUCCGUGAGAUUCAGGAGGCUCAUUUGCAUACACAGCCAAUUUACAUAUAAACUACAGAUGAUAUUGGUGAUUAUAGAACACACAUUGGAAGAGAUGGUUUUACUGUUCCUGCAGCUUUCCAAGGUUUCUGCAGCUAAAGAUGAUUGAAUUAUCAGAAUAACUAUAUAGGUAUCGUUCAAUAGCCAGAAAGUCAUUAAAAUUGAUGAUGGCUCUUUUUUGAAAACAAAAGUGUUCGAAAAGUAUUGUAUAAUGACUAGACCUAUGAGCUUUUUUCAACCCCCAUUUGCUUUUUUACAAGACCUGUGUUGUUUUUUUUUCUACCACCACAAUUUUCUGCGACGUCUUUGUCAUAUUCUGCAGGGAAAACAUCUUGACAUAUUGCAGAGAUAUUGAUCCCUGUCAUUUGGUUUGAGAUAUUCUCGAAAACUUAUUUACAUAAUUGACUGAUUGAUAUCAAACAAGAAAAUCAGCUGUACUGUACAUGCUUUAUAGUGUAUCAUAAGCUUAUAUUAGUGGAGGUAAUUGAUAUGCUUCUUGUUUAAUGUAGUGAAUAUGAAAGCAUAUUUGCUUGCUUUUAUGUAUAAACAAGAUUAUUUCCAAGAUUGCAGCACUACCAUGUGUCUCCCUGUAGCAAAAUAUUGUUGAAAUAUUUCUUAUUUCUAUAUAUAUAUAGAAGUUUUUAGAAGUAAAUCUUUAGGUUUACACAGUUUUCUAAGAAAACUUGUCCGAUUAUUUCAUUAUACCAGUGAUUUGCAUUAUUACUUUUUUUAUCAUUGUUUUUUUAAAUCAUGUUGAAAUUGUUUUAAAUUCAUAAACCACCGCUUUGUUACAUUUAUUUUCAUUCAUAGUUUUUGUAUAUUUUUAAUCAAUGAAAUGUAAAUAAAUCCUACAUCAAAGCAAAACCGAUAUAAAAUUGUUUACUAUAUAAUUUGUCAUCUUAGUGCAAUAACCAGUUAACUCUUAUAAAAUUAUAUUAGGAGUUGACCUGUAAUUGUACAAAGGGGGCAAAAUUAUGAUAGAAAUUUGAUGAUUUUCACAAUUAAUCAGAAAAUGCAAUUAUUUGUAUGCAAUUAUGAUAGUGAUUCUUGGAACUUGGGCCAAAUUGGUUGGCAAAAAUCUACUAUAAAUAAUGUGCAUGCAUUGAAGAUGACAGAAUAUCGUCAAAAAUUAUUAAAUUGAGGUUGGGAAAGGUUUUGUACACAUCACUUCAUUACUGCAUAAAAGUUUUAAAAACCAUAAAAAAUAUUGAUGAUUAAGUUGAUUCAUUUGUUCUAGAAAUGAUGUUGUUUUUGUCAAUAUUUUUGUCACAGUAUAUAUACAUAGAGCUAGAAUUUUUGUCAUUUUUACUCCUGGCAUUCAGCCGGUCAUUUGUAAAUGUUUGUAACUUCUUUAAUUGUAUAUUUACAACAUCAGUAUGUGUGCUGCUAUAUUAGUUAUAUUUUUAUAUGUUACUGGAGAAAAGUUUGAGAGUAAACACACAUGAAAUAUUUGAUUACAGGAAGUUUUGAUUAUAGAAGUGUUGAACAGAAAAGUGUCAUAUUGGCUCCAUAUUCCUAGUCUAUAAAUGAACAUGUUAGACUGGGUGAUUUAUUUCACAGGAGUUGAGAUUGUUAUUAUAAUUGGCAGCUCCAGUACCAGGGUUGUGGAAUUAUGUUCUGAACUUUAUUUUGUAUGAAUCAUUUAUUGUCCCCCGCCUUUUCGAAGAAAAAAGGGGGAUAUAGAAAUAGGCUCCAUCCGUCUGUCCGUCCGUCUGUCCGCC